Molecule: messenger RNA, 1902 nt
Organism: Eurytemora carolleeae
Lineage: Eukaryota; Metazoa; Arthropoda; Copepoda; Calanoida; Temoridae
Gene: Bx42
Product: SNW domain-containing protein 1
Exons: 3
Coding region: 33-1664 (543 amino acids)
Biological process (GO): mRNA splicing, via spliceosome
Cellular component (GO): spliceosomal complex
Source: RefSeq, a predicted model, not a curated record
UUGAAAAUAUAAUUAUUUCAGAUUCAGGCGAAAUGUCCAGUUUUGGAGGGAUAUCCCUCUCUAGUCUUCUCCCUGCACCUACUCAGCAAUCCUGGGAUAGGGAUGAGGCGAGAGCAAAGCAGGAGGUGACAAGCACCAAUAUUGUCUCUGCAUCAAGAACAGCUCCGCCCUAUGGAAAACGGAAAGGAUGGAUUCCACGAACUGUCGACGAUUUUGGCGACGGCGGAGCAUUUCCGGAGAUUCAUGUCGCUCAAUAUCCAUUAAACAUGGGGCGGACGGAGGAGACUAAAUCAAACGCCCUGGCGGUUCAACUAGAUGCCUCUGGUAAAGUUAAAUAUGACGUGUUGGCCAGACAAGGAAACAGGAAAGAUAAAAUUAUAUUUUCUAAGUUCUCCGAUCUGCUCCCAUCCGAGGUUAGGGACGAAAACGACUCUGAGCUGCAGAAACCUGACGAGGAGGAGGUUUUUGACACAACGGAGAAAACAAGACAAGCCCUUGAGAAACUGACCUCGUCCAAGAUCACUGCCGCCUUGCCGGUCAGAGCUGCUGAGAAGCAGGAACCUGCUCAGUAUAUUAGAUACACACCCAGCCAGCAGGGAAUGGCAUUUAACUCCGGAGCUAAACAAAGGGUGAUCAGGAUGGUUGAGGUUCAGCAGGAUCCAAUCGAACCCCCAAAGUUUAAGAUCAACAAGAAGGUGCCUCGAGGCCCUCCUAGUCCUCCUGCUCCUGUCAUGCAUUCUCCUACAAGGAAGGUGACAGCUAAGGAGCAAGCUGACUGGAAAAUUCCUCCUUGUAUUUCUAACUGGAAGAACGCUAAAGGUUACACUAUUCCUCUAGAUAAACGUCUAGCAGCGGAUGGGCGAGGACUACAACAGGUUCAUAUCAAUGAAAACUUCUCUAAGCUCGCAGAGGCAUUGUAUAUUGCGGAUAGAAAGGCUAGAGAGGCGGUAGAGAUGAGAGCUACUUUGGAGAAGAAGUUGGCACAGAAGGAAAAAGAAGCCAAGGAAUCCAAGUUAAGAGAGUUGGCGCAGAAGGCAAGGGAGGAGAGAGCAGGUAUCAGGACUGCUACCAAGGAUGACGGGGAGAAGGAGAGAGACGAUCUGAGAUACGAGAGACACAAGGACAGGGCGAGACAGAGGAAUAUUGAGAGAGCUGCUCCAGACCGUAGAUCCAAGUUGAAUAGGGAACAGGAGAGGGAUAUCUCGGAACAGAUUGCUCUGGGUAUGCCGGCUAAAACUACCACGACCGGAGAAGGUAUGUUUGAUGCCAGACUCUUCAACCAGUCCCGAGGAAUGGAUUCAGGGUUCAACGACGAUGAAUCCUUUGCGGCGUAUGAUCAGCCGUGGCGGAAGGAAGGCAGUUUGGCGAAUAAUAUUUACCGUCCUGGAAAGAAUUUGGACAGUGAGAUGUACGGUGGAGCGGAGGAUCUAGAAGCUCUCAGAUCGUCAAAGCGGUUUGUUCCCGACAAAGAGUUCAGCGGCGCAGAUCGUGCAGUAUCCGGUAGAUCUGGUCCAGUGCAGUUCGAGAAGGAGGAGGCUGAUCCCUUCGGUCUUGAUGCUUUCUUGGAUACUGUUAAGACUGCAGAGAGGAAAAGACCUAACGAUGAUGAUCGACGCAAAGAUGAUCGGGAUCGUGAUAGAAAGAGAAGGAAGGACUAUGAUUAACUGUUCUAUGGAUCCCUGCAAUUAAUAAUGGAUCUAUUUCUGCGGGUUUACAAUGGAUUUACAACAGUUAACAUUUACACAUCUUGGUCUAGAGCUUUUAAUUCGUGAAAGCGUGAAACUUAACAUUAUUUGGAUAAUAUUUGAUUAAGAAGUUAUCUCUUUAAGCUCCUCUUUUUUGUUAAUAGUUCAUUUUUUAAACUAUCUCCUGACCAAGCCACCUCUACUGUAUGUUUUCAGA